Vespula pensylvanica (western yellowjacket) is the source of this 3039-nucleotide messenger RNA. RefSeq names its product MFS-type transporter SLC18B1-like. Lineage: Eukaryota; Metazoa; Arthropoda; Insecta; Hymenoptera; Vespidae. Gene Ontology annotation, molecular function: transmembrane transporter activity. The transcript is spliced from 8 exons. Bases 479 to 1969 code for a protein of 496 amino acids. Gene Ontology annotation, biological process: transmembrane transport. The record is from RefSeq and is a predicted model, not a curated record.
GAAGAGUCAGUCGUAAGAAGUAAGUCAUAGAAAAAGCUUGUGACACGGUUUAGAAUUGGCCGAAUUGGAAUGCUCCAAUGUGUUUCGAAGUAAUAACGUUGGUCGAUAAUAAAUUAGAGAAGAACGUGGUAGAACAUAUCUAACGACCUCCGACCUGCUGUCUCGACUCUCUCAACCUUAAAAGCAACGAGAAGCUUUCAAAGCGAGAACGUUCGUGUCUUUUCGUAAAUCUCACGAACGACCGAACCGAUUCUGAAGAGAGAGAGAGAGAAAGAGAGAGAGAGAGAGAGAGAGAGAGAGAGAGAGAGAGAGAGAGAGAGAGAGAAAACGGAUUAUUUACUACAAGUGACAAGUUCAUCAGAACUUAGCGAGGACGCGUCUUUAAUACUCGAACAUCAAACGAAUAGAUCAGUUAAUUCAAAACUGUUAAGUGUUGAUAGAAAUUGUUUGUUGAUUCGAUAAUUAAAUUCUAUCCGUCAUGGUGGGUCAGUUCACCAAGAGACAAUGGCUAACUCUCAUAGUGAUCAGUAUCGCGGAUUUUGCUAAUGCCAUCUGCGUCUCUCUUCAGGCACCCUUCUAUCCUCAAGAGGCUGAGAAAAAGGGUGCCUCGCCAACUGAGUAUGGAUUGGUCUUUGGAGUUUUCGAGCUGGUGGUUUUCAUCAUCAGUCCUGUUUAUGGAAAACACUUAAACUGGAUCGGUCCGAAGUUGUUAUUCAAUGGCGGUAUCUUGACGACAGGAACUUGUGCUAUCUUUUUCGGUCUGCUGGAUAAGGUCGACGGUCACUAUCCAUUUAUAAUCCUCUCCUUCUUGAUUAGGAUUGUCGAGGCACUUGGAAACGCCGCCUUUCUAACUGCCAGUUUUGCGAUUAUCGCUAAAGAAUUUCCGAAUAAUGUUGCGACGACAUUUGCUAGCUUGGAAACGUUCUUUGGUUUGGGACUUAUCGUUGGUCCUACAGUUGGUGGUGCUCUUUAUCAGGUCGGUGGAUACACAACACCAUUUGCUGUCCUAGGUUCGGCACUCUUUUUAUCAGCUGUCAUGACAGCAUUCAUUUUACCAAUGCAUAAUAAUCGUGAACAGGAUGCACAAAACACUGGAGGUGUUUCGAAGGUACUAAGGAUUCCAGGAGUUUUAGUAGCAACCUCGUCGAUAAUUGCAACUAGUAUGAGUAUAGGAUUCUUACAGGCAACAUUGGAACCACAUUUACGUCAAUUUAAUUUGAGUCAUGUAGUUUUGGGCUUGAUGUUUGUCAUCAAUGGUGGCACUUAUGCUCUUACUGCUCCAAUCUGGGGUUGGUUUUGUGACAAAUAUUCACAUCCAAAAGUGGUAACAGCAGUAGGAUGUAUUCUCGUUGCUAUUGCAUUCUCUUUGGUAGGACCUGCACCCUUCAUACCAUAUCCUACAUUGAUUUGGAUGACGGUUUGUGGACUCGUUGUCCAUGGUUUAGGAAUGUCUGCUCAAUUGGUUGCUAGUUUCACGGAUGCUCUAAGAACAUGCAUAUCUUAUGGAUUUCCAAAUAAUCUUGAAACUUAUGGUUUAAUAAGUGGUCUUUGGACAAGUACCUUUGCGUUGGGAGCCUUUAUUGGUCCCAGUGUAGCUGGUAUUCUUUUAGAUAACAUUGGAUUUAGAAAUGCCUCGAUGUUUAUUGUUAUUCUUCACUUAAUGAUCGCUAUAUUCGCUGCCGUGUUUCUUAGCAAUUGUUCGAAAGGGCCGAAACCUUACACGGAAAUUGGUGUAACUGAUGAUGUAAGAGUACCUUUGACAGACAGUGGUCGAUCAAAAAGUGGUAGCUAUCGUAUUGCUCGUGGUCAAAGCGUGCCGAUAGACAGGCCGAAUGGCAUGAACUCGUUGAUAGCUUGCAACAGUUAUUCGAACAGAGCUGGUGCUUGGUCUAGAGCAUCUUACAGCGGACGAUAUUCUCACAGUUAUGGCUCGAUCGAAAACAAACGAUAUCUUGAAUUGACCACGUGAUGACAUUUCCAAAAAAAAAGAAGAAAAAAAAAGAAACGAAAAAUUCCAUGAAAAGAUUAAAGAAGAAGGUCCUCAACGAGAAAUUCGAUUAAGUUCGUGAUAAGUUCAUAUUGAAUCGCAUUAACGAAGAAAAUGACUCUCUUGUCUUAACAUUUUUUAUCAUGCUUUCUUUUUUUUUUGUUUCUUUUUUGUUUUUGGUUUUUAUUUCUUUUGUUAUUAGAACGAGCGAGCGAGCGAGCGAUGUAACUUUUUACGAAUCAUGUCCUUCCUUUUUUUUUUUUUUUUUUUAAUUCCUUUUACCAUUGCCUGUUUGUAAAAUAGGUAGAUACGUUGUGUUCGGAUUUAGAAAGAAUGAUGACGAAAUAUGUUGUGGUUUUGUUUUACGUGUUCGUUGCAUAUUGUUUUUUAUUAUCUCUUUCUCUCAUGUUUUUUAUAAUUAUUAUAUAAGAGGGCAAUUUGUAAAAUACGCGACUUCAAUCUUUUCUUGAUUAUUUCUUUUUUUGAGUUUUUAAAUAUUGUAAAAUUUUUUUUUUAAAUAUUGUAAAUUUCAUUCUUAAAGUGGACAAAAAAUCGCAGAUUUUUCAAGUUGCCCUAGUGUCAUCUUUAACUAAUUGAACUAUUCACAGAAUGUCUUUUUUCUUUUUUGUUUUAUUUUUAUUAUUUUUCUUAAUUUUUAUUAUUUUUUUUUUUUUUUAAUAUAUAUAUUUAGGAGAAAUUCGUGCAUCACGGAAGAGGCUUUUCUAUUUUACUUUUUGACCGACACGUUUGAACGAUCUAAUUUUGAUAAGUGAAAUCCUUUAACGUAGAUUAUUACACAAAAAUGCAUUAUCGAAAAGUGACGCUCGAAAAGGCAAGAUGACGAAGCACGAAAUACAUUUCUAAUUUGCACUCAUUACCGUGAGUUGAAAUAGUCAACAAUAUAUAUCUAUAACUUUCACAUGUGUUCUCUAAUUAGUAAGUAAAUACUUUAGUCACAGUAUAGUAUACGUAUAGUUUCGUAAGUUACUCGAUUAACUUUGCGAUAACGUGAUUGAAAAAAAAAAGAAAAAAAAAAGGAAAAAAAAGAAGAA